Sinocyclocheilus rhinocerous is the source of this 2442-nucleotide messenger RNA. Its product is annotated as putative nuclease HARBI1. Bases 231 to 1541 code for a protein of 436 amino acids. The transcript has 3 exons. The record is from RefSeq and is a predicted model, not a curated record. NCBI's taxonomy places the organism in Eukaryota, Metazoa, Chordata, Actinopteri, Cypriniformes, Cyprinidae.
CACUGUGAUGACGUCAGGCCAGCAGGCGGCGCUGCGGCGUGACGUCACAUGAGCAGAGACGCAGAAGAAGAAGAAGAAGAAGCGUGAGGAGCGCGUUAGCAGGGCCAGCGCUAAUAAUGAUGAAAUAACAUAACGUGCGCGGAAUAAGCAGAGCGAUCGCGGCGCGUCGUGGAAGAUAUCGCGCUUCUGCAGCGGCGUUUGGACCCCGGGCUGAGAACACAGGCGGAAUCAUGGCGAACGACGAGACGCUGCGCUCGCUGAUGUUCACGCUCAGUUACGUGCUGAUGAAGCGGCGGCGUGACGUCACCAGCGCAGACGCGCAGCGCAGACGCGAGGUUCAGCGGCGCGUCGCGCACAGACGGUAUUUCCAGCAGAGACACAAGAGGAUGAUCAUGAUGAUGAUCGCUCAAACCUCUCGUCCGGUCGGUGGCCCGCCGGCGCGUCCCACGCGGGUCUGGAGCAGCAUCGAGAGCACCGAUUGGUGGGAGCGUGUGGUCAUGAGGGAGUUCCAGCCCUCCGAUUGGCUGGAGAAGUUCCGCAUGACUAAAGAGACGUUCUUCCUGCUGUGCGGAAAGCUGAAGCCGCGGCUGAGCCGUCAGGACACCCGUCUACGUCCGGCGCUGCCGCUGGAGAAGCGUGUAGCCGUGGCUCUGUGGCGUCUGGCCUCUAAUGUGGAGUACCGCACCAUCAGUGCUCUGUUCGGCGUGGGCCGCUCCACCGUCUGCAAGUGUGUGCGAGACGUGUGUCACGCCAUCGUGCUGCUGCUGCGGCCACUGUACCUGCGCUCCCCGAGCGAGCAGGAGCUGGAGGAUGCUGCACGACUCUUCGCCUCGCGCUGGGGCUUCCCUCACUGCGUGGGAGCGGUCGGCAGCCUCCACGUGCCCAUCAUCGCUCCGUCCAGCAACACGCACAGCUACUGGAACAGCCGCGGCUGGCUGUCGGUGGUCACUCAGGGCGCUGUGAACGGGCUGGGGCAGUUCUGGGACGUGUGCGCCGGCUUCCCGGGCAGCACCGAGCACUCGGCCAUCCUGCAGAACUCCACGCUGUGGGCGCGCGGCUGCGACGGGUUCCUGCUGCACGAGCCGCCGCUGGACUUCAUGGGCCGGCCGCUGGGAUACCUGAUGCUGGGAGACGCCGGAUACCCGCUGAAGAGCUGGCUGCUGAAGAGCUUCCCGGAGUCCGGCGCGCUCUCGGACGCUCAGAGAGCAUUUAACCGUAAGCUGGAGCGGGCGCGCGGCGUGGUGGACGAGGCCUUCCUGCGGCUCCGAGCGCGCUGGCAGUGUCUGCUGAAGAGGAACGACUGCCGCAUGGACGUGAUUCCCACCAUGAUCCUGGCCUGCUGCGUGCUGCACAACGUGUGCGAGGUGCACGGAGACGAGUUCAUCGAGCGCUGGGAGGAGGCGGUGCGUCACGAGGAGAGUCCGCAGCCCGCAGACGAGGUGUCACCCGCCUCUGACGACCACGACGGAGAGGAAGUCCGAGCGCUGUUCUGCCAGUACUUCCUGCAGCAGGAGAACCAGCAGCGGACACUGGCCUGCUGAGACGGAGACAUCGAGCGUCACGCGUGUCUGUGAACAGCCUGCCGUCCUUGAGCGCUGCAAUGCUCUGGCUCUUCUCCUCCUCUGUUUUGUGCUGUGUGUUUUCCAGAACUUGAUCUCAUCUGUUCACUUCAGUCACAUCUGAAUGCAGAACAUCACAGCGAGAGUAAUGAACUGUACAGAAAGACACACGGCUCUGAGCUGCUGUCAGUAGUGUGUUUGUGGGUUAGUUAGUGCAGUGAUUCCUGGAGCCCAUCUCUGCACGUCUCUUUAAUCAAACACACCUGAUUCAGAUCAUCAGCUCAUUAGCAGACAGUAGGCUUGUUCGAGAGGCAUCGGCGUGUGACAACAAAGCACCGCGAGAGCAGGCGGCUCUUUAUGCUUUUGAAUCGCUGUGGCGGUGCUUCCGAUGCGUCUCGAACAAGCCUACUCCAAGACCUGAAAUGAAUCGUGCAGAGCUGGGCUCCAGGAACGGUUGGGAACCGACUGAGUCUUCGGCCCUAAAACUGGAGCUGGUGAUUCUGAGCGCGGCCGUGAAGAGGAGAGGGUUCUGAUGGAGGAAGAGCGAGCCGGUCUGCUGCCGGGGUUCAUCAGAACCGAGCCCCAUCAUCACACGACCCGGCCUUCAUUACAUCACAUCACUAUGAGUCUGCAGACAGUGCAGUCUGUGCCAGCUCUCAUUACUCUGGCUUUAAUGUUUUCACUUCGUCUUUAGCAUGUUUUUAUCAGAGCAGAUGCUCUUUUAGCUGCUGUAGACAAGCAAAGCGUAGAUAACAGUCUUUCAGCAAGAAAAGAGGGCGCGGUCAUGUGACCGUUGUGAUGUCAUCAACGUAAUUGCUGUGUUCUGUGAUGCCAUUAAAAUUAACUCUGGGAUAGUUCCUGUUUUGGCUCUGUAUAUAUAAAU